Oncorhynchus tshawytscha (Chinook salmon) is the source of this 2412-nucleotide messenger RNA. RefSeq names its product leucine-rich repeat-containing G-protein coupled receptor 6-like. Lineage: Eukaryota; Metazoa; Chordata; Actinopteri; Salmoniformes; Salmonidae. Gene Ontology annotation, biological process: G protein-coupled receptor signaling pathway. Gene Ontology annotation, cellular component: membrane. The record is from RefSeq and is a predicted model, not a curated record. Gene Ontology annotation, molecular function: protein-hormone receptor activity; G protein-coupled receptor activity; protein binding.
AUGCUCCAGAAUAAUCAGCUGGAAAGACUACCCAAUGACAUUCCAUGGAAUCUACCCAACCUGCUGUCUCUGCGUCUGGAUGCUAACCUGUUAUCUGAGGUGCCUGCGCGGUCACUAGGUGGUCUUAGGUCUCUAAGACACCUGUGGUUGGAUGAUAACAGUUUAACAGAGAUCCCUGUCUCUGCUCUGGACUCUCUGCCGGCCCUACAAGCUAUGACCCUCGCUCUCAACCAUAUCACUCACAUACCUGACCAUGCAUUUAGCAACCUCUCAUCACUGGUCGUACUUCAUCUCCAUAACAACCAGAUCCAGACGAUGGGAGAGAGGUGUUUCCAAGGUUUGCUCAGUCUGGAGACACUGGAUCUGAACUACAAUGAUCUACCAGAGUUUCCUACAGCCAAGACCCUGGCAAAGCUUCAGGAACUUGGGUUCCACCACAACAACAUCAGAGCGAUCCCUGAGAGAGCCUUCAUGGGAAACCGCCAGCUACAGACCAUUCACUUCUAUGAGAAUCCCAUCCAGUCUGUGGGAAGAUCCGCUUUCCAGUUUUUACCUAAGCUCCAUACACUCUCCCUAAACGGGGCUUUACCCAGAUACGAGUUUCCCGACCUGAAAGGAACCACCAGCCUGGAAACACUGACAUUGACCAGGGCUGGUCUCUCUACUCUUCCUCAGCGGUUGUGUCAGCAUCUACUCCGCCUCAGAGUACUUGAGAUGUCUCAUAAUCAGAUAGCGGAUCUUCCCAGCUUCUAUCACUGCUCUGCCCUGCAGGAAAUAGGCCUGCAGUAUAACCACAUUAGGAGGAUUGAGAGGGAUACCUUCCAGCAGCUCAGCUCUCUACAGUCUCUAGAUCUCAGCUUCAACAGUAUUGAGUGGAUUCACCCUGAUGCCUUCAUUUCGUUCCAUUCUCUGACCAAGCUGGACCUGAGUGAGAACAGUCUUACAUCACUUCCUGUGGGUGGUCUGGGGGGACUGACCCAUCUGAAGCUGAAAGGAAACAUGGAGCUCUAUGAAGACUUCAGCCCUGAACUCUUCACCCGCAUGAGGGUGGUAGAGAUGCCGUAUGCGUACCAGUGCUGUGUCUAUGGGUCAUGUGACAGCUAUAAGCCCAUCAGCCAACCGGAGACUGAGCAGAGCAGUGAGGAGGAGGAGCUAGACCAGAGGACCGUAGCCCUAUACCCCAUCCACACCGACACACUCUAUGACCCAGACCUGGAGGAUCUCCAGAUGGAGAUACAGGAAUCUAAACUACAGACUAACAUCCAGUGCUCACCUGUACCAGGUCCGUUCCGGCCAUGUGACUCCCUGCUAGGCAGCUGGUUGGUCCGUGUGGGUCUGUGGUGCGUCUCCAUCGUGUCUCUACUUGGGAACUCUCUCUUGCUGCUGUCGCUCUUCGGUUCGGCGGGCUAUCUCUCCCCGCUGCGGUUCACCACCGCCUGCAUGGCCGCUGCCAACCUCCUCACUGGCGUAUGCACAUGCACGCUCGCCCUCGUGGACGCCCUCACGCUGGGAGAAUUUGGACGCCACGGCGCCCGCUGGGAGUCGGGUCCCGGUUGCCAGGUGACGGGGUGGGUGUGGGUGUUUGCGUCCGAGGCAAGCGUGCUGCUGUUGACCCUGGCAGCCGUGCAGUGUGGCAUGACGUGCGCACGGGCCUACGGAAAGGCGCCCUCACACGGGAGCGUCCGUACGUGCGCAUUCUUCUGCCUCACCGUCUCUCUCACCCUGGCAUCCCUCCCUCUGGUCAAUGUGGGGGAGUACGGUUCCACCCCUCUCUGCCUGCCCUCCCCCUUGCAUCCCCCCUCCUCCCAUCCACCCUCCUCUCUAGGCUUCCCUCUCUCUCUGAUCAUGAUGAAUACACUGUGUCUGCUGAUAGUGACAGUCUCCUACAUCCGUCUGUACUGGGAGCUGCUGAGAGGAGAGUGCGAGGGGCUGUGGGACUACAGCAUGAUUAAACACAUCACCUGGUUGAUCUUCAUCAACGGUCUCCUCUACAUCCCAGUGGCCUUCCUGUCUCUCUGCUCCCUGCUGGGGCUGCUUUCUGGGGAGGAGGUGCUGAAGUCUAUUCUGCUCCUUCUACAACCCCUCCCCUCCUGCCUCAACCCACUCCUCUUCCUCCUAUUCACCCGAGACCACACCCACUUCUUGUUCUGGCCACAUCCCAAGGCACGCCCCCAGUUAUACCGGGACUGCACGCUUGAAGACUCGCUGGUCUCUGUGGACACAGAGAAGAGCUUGUGUUCUGAUUUGUCGACGCAGGUGUCACUCGCCGAGGCUGACGCCCUCUACGGUGGAAGCCCCGCCCUCCAACCCCGGAUGGAUCCAAUCAGAUUAUCCCACUGCUCUUCUUCCUCCUCCUCGGUUCCUCUGAUCCCGUGUCAGACACCUUCCCCCAGCCUGAGAGAAGAGAGAUGG